Molecule: messenger RNA, 6692 nt
Organism: Punctularia strigosozonata HHB-11173 SS5
Lineage: Eukaryota; Fungi; Basidiomycota; Agaricomycetes; Corticiales; Punctulariaceae
Exons: 7
Coding region: 4520-5299 (259 amino acids)
Source: RefSeq, a predicted model, not a curated record
GUGAGGUUGGGAGAACGAGGCAGGGAUAUGAGGUACCAAAAAGCCGGAGUAACCGCGGAGAUGCAUUGCACGUUGCUCGAUGCAUACAAUCGCGCCAUCCUCAAUGUUAUCAGAGCACGGGCAAAAAGGUUGGGAUUGCUGACGACGCUCGUACGACUACAUCGCAGCGAGGUAACGGGCAAUGCAAGGACAUAUAUGUCGUACCUUUGAUACACAUGAGCUUGCGAAUGUGUGUUCCUCAGAGUAUGCGUCCUUAUUGCUGGGUACGCGUUCUUAUCGUUGAGAAUAGAGUUGGAUACGGCCUGCUGCCAAAAAUGGCACGUUGAAGCUAUUGCGCGCGGGAAGGCCCCCAGAAACCCACGAAAGGCGCGCUAGACCGCAGGAGCAAUAAUGCGUGAAAGGACACAAUCCUCGCCGAUGCAUUCCAUCAGUGGCCCCAUGCGUCGCGGUGGAAUAACAUAAGCAAGGAGCCAUUGCCGGUCCCGCUCUAAAAGUUGAGCUACCGUUCAUAUGAACGACAGCCUUUCCAAUCCCAUAGCCGGAAUAAGCAGGCCGUAGGAUUUAAACUGCGCCUCGUCCGGAGUUAGAGAGCAAGUCACAACAGCCUCCUGUUGAUGCGACAAGGCGUCGAGGGCCAAACCCUGCGUCCUCGACCAUCCAGGACCACGUAUCCGAAGGGUCGACGGACACGGAACGAGCGUCAUCCGCGAAACUUGUGAAGGACGUCCCGGUGCGUACGCAGUUCCCGCACUUGAUGACUUCUCGUUGGGUAAUGCCCGGGAGAGAGCGGCGAGACGGGAUGCAACGCGUGCAGGCCGUAAGUUGCGGCAGGAAAAGCCGAUUGGAAAGUGGCGUGCAGGCAAGGAUGAUCCAUCGGGCCGUAAAUGGUUGCAGCUGGCGGGCGGACAGUCCGAGGUGUUCACGGGGAAACAUCAACGGAGAGUCCCAGGGGCGAUUCAUAGAAGGGUCUCCUCUGGUUUUCGGUCGAGUUGGCGCGGUUCCAUGGGCCAAGAGUUCGACAUUGCUGGUGAAUAGCAGAUCCUCGAACGACGAUGAUGUGCGAGUGGCGAUGUUCGCUGGGCCACCGACCAGCGUCUUCAGAGGAGUGCAGACUAUUCCUAACGACGAGGUGGUAAUACAGGGCGAGAGCUGCCAGUCCAAGAUCGAGUUUCAUCGGACCGCUCGCGGUGAGACUUGCGGGCCGCGAGGUAUGAGGUGCGUCUGACUUGAGACUUCACGAGGCGUGACUCUCGCCGGGUGGGUGCAGCCUCUGAUUUCAACCUGGCCGUGCAAGGGACCUAUUGUAAUCUGUAUUCGAUGGUCGGGCAUGCACGUUGAGGUCCAAGGACGCGUCAAAAGGACGUGUCUUGAUCGACGAAGACCGGGCGGCUUGAACGGAGGGAAGGAUAUCGUUUCGCGAGGUCGGCUCUGGGACCCGUUGGGCGUCGAUAGGCCACGGGACCAGCGAUGGGCCUGGGAGAGUGCUCCGGCUCCGGGUUCAGGUUAGGGCGACAGAGCCGACGCACGUAUCUGGGCGCUGGAUGACGGUGGAGGUCUUGUGAUGCGGAAUACAUACGAGACCGCAGCUUCAUGUAAGACGGCUUCACCCAGGUUUCAUAUCUUGGUCUGGAAACGUCUUUCGUCCGACGAGCACGGGACGGCCCGUUGACCCGCAACCUUCGCGAAGGGAGCUCCGCUCAACCCCCGCAACAGUCCCCCGCUCUCCGCACUCCGCGGGUAGCUUCUCGUGGGGUACGAGUACGAGAGGAGUGUGGGAAGAAGAGGUACGUAGAAACGUGCUGAACGCGCGGUUGCUGAGCUCGAUCAGAAACCGGCCAGAGGUUGCGUUCUGGACUGGGCAGAGAGGGGCAAAGGGUAUGUGAGUGGGCGGCGCUCCGAGGUGUUAAGAGCGGAGAGGGAGAGGCGGCUGUCGCGCAAGGGUUUCAAUAUAUGAACGUUGGAGGUUGGCUCUGUUCAGUAGCGGGUUGCGGAGCCGCUGGUUCACGUGUCGCGUGGGAAUACCGAGGGCAAAGCGGUCGUUCUCCUCUCAUCCUGUCCUUCUGACACGGCGUUCCUGGGUCAUCGGACCGACGGGCGGCAAGCAGGCGAUGAUGCAAUAUGCGAUUCAUGUACGGAAUGCAUCGACUCGCGAUACCCGCCAGACGGGGGGAACCGGGAAAAGGCGGCGCUGAGGCCUCUGGAUGGGCAAGGGCGAGAUGAGGUCUUGUGAUACCGGUGUGGGGACGUGAUCUGAGCGGACGUCAGAGGAGACUGCUCUGUCGAGAAAACGAGAAGAACGCCACGUCCCGCGCCCGCUGUAGGUCCAGCCAGCCGGUGUGCGAUCCUCAUUGAACAAUCCGUCCAGACUUGGUAUCGCUGGAGACUUCGUGGCGCUCGGGAGGGGUCAUGGGGGAGAGGGUGAACGUGCUGGUCGCGUGUACGAGUCGCGCGUUGGGUUGCCGGUGCUGGGGCAGAACGAGAUGAUGGGGGCCAGUGGGAGUUCUCGGGUCCAGGCGAGGGCGAUCGAACGAUGUUCUGGCGCUGGGAUGACGAUGACAUCGGGGUCGUGUGAUGCGCCUUGUCGCGUGAGAGCGACGGAUUGCUUGGACGAUCCUCCUUGCGCAGGCUUUGAAGGGAGGAAGGGGAGAUCCGGGGGUCGCCGCUGUGGAUCUGACUGAGAGGACAAGAGGGUCCGGUCGAGAGGUCGUACGGCGCUCGAUCAGCAAGCCGAGGUGGCUGCGGACGAAUUCAUAUCCGAGUGGAUGACGAUCGGGGAGACAUCAUCAGCAAGGUCGCUGGACCUUCGUGGCUUCGUGGCGCUCGCAGCCGACACGUCAGGUUACACAACGUGCGUAUUGAACGGAAAGGACGGGUUCCUAAUCGUAAAGUCCGCUGACGGGUUGGGAUAUCAUGGGACCACCUCCUAUGAUGCGUAGAAGUUUGAGUUGGAAGGCGCCGACGAUGCUCCCGCGACCAUAACGCGGAUCGGGUCCGAACGAGGAUUCGAGCGAUACGGUCAGACCGGGCUGUAAGCCCGGCGUUGCAGAAGACGAGGCUGAUUAGCCGUAGUAUGUAUGGCGCUCCGCUCUCGUCUAUUCUGGUAUCGAUUGCGAACGAGCGUUUCAGCUCUGCAGGGAGGGUAGGUUAUUCUUGUGCGUUUGCUCACGGCCGUGGGUGCGCAAGGAUGAACGGAGAAAACGCGCAGGUCGCUCCACGGCUGGAGAUGUGGCGUUGCUUUGUUGGGCGCGUGUUUCGAGAGCUUUUCGUAGACGGCGUCAUGACGUCCAUUCCAACGAACGCGGUCGGAUGCUGCACAGCUGACCCUCACGGGGGGACUGCGGCCUAGCUCUGGGACGCUGAAGGCCGUGGGGCGGCAGGCAAGGUCGUUCGGGAGCAGGAGCCGCCGGCCGAAUGGGGGAACAAGAGCAGGAAAGGAGGCACUGUCCAGUUACGCCAGGAAUAUCACCGUAACAGAUGGCGGCGCGGUUGGCACAGCGAGCACGCAGAAAUAUAUAGCGGGCAGCUGAGAGUCUGGUAGCAUCGUGUUUCCCCGCGUCGAACAGCCGUCGCCCCUUCGUCGUCGUCGCCUCCCCGUCCAGGACAGUCGAGCAGGUACUUCGGCCGGUGCGUCCCGAAAAGGGAAAGAGAGAAUAGGAGGAGCACCGCCACCGCCAGUUUGCCUCCGAGAGCCAACCCCCAAACCCAAACCUUGUCGGUGGCCCUUGUUCUGUUUCCGCCCGGGUGGAGUGUUUCUCCUCUACGAGCGACACGAGCGGUGGUACACGGGCAGCGGUUCGUCAUCGCCCGACAGAAAACACGCCUCUCCGGUGCGUCGUCCACGCGUGUCCCGCGUCCCCCCUGAUCAGAUCUGCUCACAUGCGAAGGUGGCCAGCAGGACCAGCACACAAUAGUCGCGGUCUGGGCUCGUCCUCCCGUUCAAGUUGCCGCAACGGUUCGUAUUUAACUCGCAGGAAGGCCCGCGAGCACUUCCAGCCAGCCAAGCGAGCCAGCCAACCGCUCCAGCGAAUCACGCAGCGCACGCACGUCCCCCCAAUCCACCGUGAGUCGGCCGCGCGCCCCAUCCCUCGAUCGUUAUCAACCUCGUCGCUCACCCGGAUCAUCCCUCUCUGCAUCCCAGCCGUCCGCCGCUUACCUACUCACCCUUCCGCACGCUCGCUAAGCCCACCUCCGCCGCUUCUCCUGCGAGAUUAAGCUUCGUGCCGUCCCGCGCAGCACAACUUCAAGGGUCGAUCCCAUCCCUUCUUCGGCCAGCGAGAUACAGAUAUAUAAGACCCGCGUCCCAGCACCCGCGGGCCACCCGGACAGCCACGCCCCGCCGCCACCGCCAGGUCUCAUCUCCAUCUCCCAAACCCGGUCAGUAGCCGUUACGCUGUGCACCGGCACCACUCCUCACCAUCUCUUUAUCCUCCCUCACCUUUCGCAGGGAGGUACAUAAGCUACCCAGCACGCCUUCCCUCGCCGGCCCUGCCUCUCUCCAUCCCUCCUCCUCUCGCCCACCAUGACCGAGUACGACUACUCCCCGGAGGCGUACGAAAAGUACAUGGCCACCCAGGCCCGCAUCGCCAACUGGGUCAACAACACCAACGCCCACGCCCGCCAGUAUGCCAACCCCUUCGUCCGCUCCUCCUCCUCUUCCUCCUCCUCUUCGGGUCCUCCAACGCCCGCACCGAGGGAGUACCGCCCCACGACGCGCGAGCGCCGGAUAUCCAACGCGCCCGCUCAGGUCCCCUACCGGACGAGCACCCGGAGCAAGACCGUCAGCCCCUCCCGCGGCCCGUCCACUUCGAGGCCCGGCCCGACGCGGUCCAUGACCACGCCGCAUCAAUAUCCGCAACAGCAGCAGCAUAUCUACGCCCCGACGCCGGUCAAACCGCCGCCAGGGCCGACCUACGCCGCCGCCUACACCACCGUCCCCCAGCAACAGACCAUGUACGGCCCGUAUCCCAAGCCGCACCACCAUGCGCCCGCCCCGGUCCCGGUCGUCUACGCCGGCCAGCCGCCCAAGCACACCUCGUCCACCUCCCGGCGCGCCCAGACCUCCGCGACGACGACGUACCCGUACCCGCCGACGGCCGCGUACGCCCACCAACACGGCCACGCGCGCGGGGCGAGCGUGCCCGCGGUGCAGUACCAGACCUACGAUCCGCGCUCGGGGCGCGAGGUCCGCCUCCCCGCGCCCGCGCCGGGCCAGCAGUACGUCGUCAUCCCGCCCCGCGGCCACCGCGCCGAGCUCGCCGUGCGUCCCUCUCCCGCUCGCUUCUCUUUCGCCCUCGCGUAGCUAACACGUUCGUCGAAUGGGUUUUUUUUUUGGACAGACCCACUCGUCUCGCACCCGCUCGUCCUCGCGCUCGUCUCAAUCGCCCGCGCCCAUAUCGCCCGCCAAGAGCAAAAAGUCGCAGCCGCUGCUGAAACGGCUGCUCACGAACCAUAUCGGCGGCUGGGACCGUCGCGGGCGCGAGCAGACCCGCGUCGAGACCAACGGCACCUCCAGCGGUGGUUUCUGGAGGCCCGCGCGGAGGAGGAGCUACUAGGAUGUGCAGGCUGCCGCGGCAGGCGGCGCGGGAGAGGGUAGGAAGGAUCAGGAACGUGGGCGGAAGGCGACGCGGAAGGUGCCGACACCAGCGGCUUCGAACGUGAUUUCGAACCCGAACACGGGGAGGAGAGGAGCUUCGGCGGGCGCGUGGAUCGCCAACGAUCGAGGAAGGGCGACGGGGACGACGCUGCAUCGCCAGCCGCAACCGUAUCCGGCACCACCGCAACAACACCUAUAUCCUCAGCGGAAUCCGUAUCGUCCAGGCUACUAGCCCACACGGGGAAGAAAAGACCUUGAUCCUGCGUGGAUCGGGAGGGAUCGGGGAACGAGCUCGAGAAACAUCGCAUCGGUACCCGCACUUGGCACCACCCUCAGCGAUAUCCUCAGCGAUAUCCGUAUUGCGCAAGCCCGAGAGGCUUCCGUAUGGGCGCGGGUUGGCCUGCUGCAAGCCGCACGCCAGACUGCUACCGAAGCUUCCUCGAGAUCUCUCCGGCAUCUUGCGACGCAACGCUUGCCUACUCCGGCGCUAGCAUACCGACGAACAGCCGACGACAAGCGCGAGGCUGUCGUCAUUGCGAUCGUGCGUCGGCAAAAAACCCGUGUCGGGCCACGCGGUUUUACUCCUCUCCUCGUCUUCACGAUGGACGUGCUGGAUCAGUUUCGUCAAGAUUUGUCCCGCCUCUCGUGGAUCGUUGCCCUCUGCCCUGAUCCGGGCAGCCAUGCGAUGCCGCACGGAUUUGCCCGCGGUCAUCCCGGCGCUUUCCCGCGGGUAUCUCAGGACGCCAACUCGUCAUCAUGACGCCUGACGUGCUCUCGUCAACGCUCGGACGGCUCUCGCAUCCUGAGCUUUCGGUCAAGACGACAUGCACUCCACCCGCGUCAUGAGCUCCCUCUCCUUCACUCGAACGUGCAUGGCCCUCUUACCUGGUUUGCAUGCAUCCAACCCAUCUCAUAGACACCAUGUGCCCUCUACCCGUUCAUGAGGUCAUCUCCACGUCUCCUCCACCACGUCCAUCCAAAACACGGCGGCAUAUAGAGCCUCCCCUCCCUUAAUCGUUAUUUGUACAUCGCCUCGGACCUUUUGACCCUUCACGGAUCCGUUAUCUUAUGACUCGGUUCAUGCAAAGAGACACCCCAC